UUGGGAGAGCGCAGAAAACCGCGACAGAGCAUCAUCACAGCGCUUGACUACAGCUGCUACAGCUACCAUCAUCGGCCCUUGACUUACUUCCUAGACACCGGCAUCCAUGUUCCACUUGGUUAACCACUGAUCUAGUACUCCGUCGAACAUACCCUCUCCCGAUUCCUACUCUGUUACGUGCUAGUUUCAAGCUUCGCAAGCACCGGAGCCUAUUGUUGGAGCUCCAUCUCUUCGGAGCCAGCCAGGGACAGCCACAUCACACUGUCUACCUCCUACGCAUAUUCGAUCACACUCAACAAACAAAUAUCGCGAAAAUGGAGCGGUUUAAUCGGAUGCUGCAGGCCGCCCAGGGCAUGGGUAUGAGUAACGCAGCUCCCGGCGCAGAUGCACCCAACCUCAUCGAUAACUCAGAAACAGUGCACAUAUCGUCGCUGGCCUUACUCAAGAUGCUGAGACAUGGCCGGGCAGGUGUACCCAUGGAAGUUAUGGGUCUCAUGCUAGGGGAUUUCGUUGAUGAAUAUACUGUUAGAGUCGUUGAUGUGUUCGCGAUGCCUCAGAGCGGUACUGGAGUUAGUGUUGAAGCUGUGGACCCUGUCUUUCAGACCAAGAUGAUGGAAAUGCUUAAACAAACAGGAAGACCAGAGACCGUCGUCGGAUGGUACCAUUCUCACCCCGGAUUCGGUUGUUGGCUCUCCUCCGUUGAUAUCAAUACCCAACAAUCCUUCGAGCAACUCACCCCUCGCGCGGUAGCCGUCGUCGUCGACCCUAUACAGUCCGUCAAAGGCAAAGUCGUUAUCGACGCCUUCCGCUUAAUCUCCUCUCAGACGCUUAUGAUGGGACAGGAGCCCCGACAGACCACCUCCAACCUGGGUCAUCUGAACAAACCGUCUAUUCAAUCGCUUAUCCAUGGCCUAAAUCGCCACUAUUACAGCAUUGCCAUCAACUACCGCAAGACCGGACUGGAGGAGAAUAUGCUGAUGAACCUUCAUAAACAUGUGUGGACGGAGGCGCUGCAAAUGAAUGAUUUUAGAGAGGAGGGGAGCAGGAAUGUGGAUCGGCUGAAGAAGCUUGUUAGCCUUGCUGAGGGUUAUGAGAAGCGCGUAAAAGAGGAGACUGAGUUGACAAUGGAUCAAUUGAAGACUCGAUAUGUUGGGAAGGUGGAUCCGAAGAAACACAUCGAAGAUGUUGGCCAGCAACUGAUCGAGGACAACAUCGUCGCCGUCUCACGGCAGAUGAUCGAUAAGGAAGCCUCCUUGGCCAUCGACGCGAGUAAAAACGGGACGCAGAGCGAGUCAAUGGAUGUGGAUGAAGAGCUAUGAUCUUGGCCUGUUUUAUUUUAAUUUUGCUACUUCAUUCCUGCACUUUUCUGAGCAUGAAAUGUCAGGCUCCUUAUCUUCUCUAGAAAGGCACUAGCAUGAUUCCCCGCAAUUAGCAAUGUGAAAGACGGGAUACACAUACACUGUACUGCUGUAAACUGGCAUGAGGAAGGUGGGAAGGUUUAUUGCCCUUAUUUCUUGUGGUACUCCUACUGCCUUAGCCUCUGUAUAGAUGUGCAGCUGCUGUAGCAUAGAAAGGAAAAUAAUUACUUGGGGACAACAAACUUUGGAGUGAUAGCUCCUUUACCCGUAGUAACUGCUAUCCCCGAAAGAUACAUACCUGAAGGCCUGUAAUUCUUCUAGUCACCCCCAGGAUGGAGGGCUUGGAAGUGCGGGAGGGAGCCGCUUUUACUCAUAUCUACUCCUAGAGCUUGAAUGAUACGGUACAAAGCGGGAAAAAAUAAAGAGUAGAUAUAGAUUUGUUACACAACAGAUCCAAUACAGGUGCGACAACACAAAACAGAGAGGCGCCUUGCCAACCGCCGUAUGUGCUUGUUAUAUCGAUGCCAACGGAACAGAACAGCUCACAAGACUCAGUUAAUUAAAACAAAG
Blastomyces dermatitidis ER-3 is the source of this 1928-nucleotide messenger RNA. RefSeq names its product 26S proteasome regulatory subunit rpn11. Lineage: Eukaryota; Fungi; Ascomycota; Eurotiomycetes; Onygenales; Ajellomycetaceae. Gene Ontology annotation, molecular function: proteasome binding; metallopeptidase activity; protein binding. The record is from RefSeq and is a predicted model, not a curated record. Gene Ontology annotation, biological process: proteasome-mediated ubiquitin-dependent protein catabolic process; protein deubiquitination. Bases 315 to 1319 code for a protein of 334 amino acids. The transcript has 4 exons. Gene Ontology annotation, cellular component: proteasome regulatory particle, lid subcomplex.